CCCAGCGUUUAGUGUAUCGCUAGAGUUCGGCCCGUUCGGAGGUCUCCCCCCAUACAUCAUUUCCCCCACUUGGCUUGGUUCUACGAUAUACUUUGAGGCUGAAUGAAUUGCUAAUUCCUUUGUCUAGCGAUCGUUCAGCUGGAUAAGUUACACGAUAAGGCUUUGGUUGUAAGUUGAGCAGCAUGUCACGACCAGAUGAGGCGCCAAUUAUUGGCAGCGACGAUGACGAGCCACUGGAAACCGGAUUUGGGCCCCCGCCCUCGAAUCAGACCUUUUUCAGCCGACUGAAGCCACGAACUCUGCUGUUGGAGCCCGCCGUAUUUCUAGUUUUCUUCGGCAAAUUUCUAGCAGAUGCUGUGUACCAGAAUCAGAUACUCUACCAUACCUGCGUGACGAUCAUGAAAUUCAAUGCCACCGAGUGUGAGCCAUUUCUCGGCACGGAUCGUGCUUCCGACCAAGUUAAGAAGAUCGAGGGCCAAGUUCAGGAAUAUGCUUCCACCAUAACCAUGAUUAGUACUAUGCUGGAGAGUGCGGUUCCCGCCAUCGUAAGCCUGUUCCUGGGCCCCUGGUCCGAUAAAUUUGGCAGGAGACCCAUCCUACUGUCCACCUACACAGGUUACCUCGUAAGUGCAAUUAUAAUGAUAGUACUCACACAAAUAGCAAGGGCCACUAGCAUUAGUCCCUGGUGGUUCCUGCUCUCCUCCGUCCCAAUGGUCUUCAGUGGCGGCACCUGUGCCCUGAUCACCAUUCUCUACUGCCAUGUUUCCGAUGUGGCCACCGAGGAUAAGCGAGCCAUGAGAAUGGUGACCAUGGAGGCUUGCUUGGGCCUAGGAAUGCUAGCAGGCGGAGUAGCCAGUGGUUACAUCUAUUCCGCCAUUGGAGCAGCAACCCUUUAUAUUCUCGUGGCUUCCAUUAUCUUUGUGGCUCUGGUCUACGUCUAUUUUGUAAAGGAGAGUCUCAAGUCCGAAAAUAUUCAAACAGGGUCCCGCAUCAGAGAGUUUUUCCGUCUGGAUUUGGCAAAAGACCUCGUAAGGACUUGCAUCCGAAAGCGAGAGAACUAUGAUCGGGCUAUUAUUGGAAUGGUGAUCAUGUCUCUGGCCAUGUGUGUCUUUGCCAUGGAGGGCGAGGCCACAGUAAACUACAUGUUCAUGAGAAAACAAUUCGAUUAUACGGUUCAGGACUAUAGUAUUUUCAAUUCCGCCCGCGUUGUAAUCCAAAUAGUGGGCAGCAUCAUUGCCAUGAUCCUGCUGCGUCGUUUGUUCCGCCUUUCCAAUGUAUCCAUGACUCUCCUGGCCUUUGCCUGCUGUGUCCUCGAGGCCACGGUUCGGGCUACGGCCGUAUACCGAAGUGAGAUGUACUUGGCUCUAGUCGUGGGAAUGAUGCGGGGAGUCAUGUCGCCGAUGACCAAAGCCAUUUUAUCAAAUGUGACACCAAGCUCGGAGUUGGGUAAAGUUUUCUCUCUAACCACUUCAUUGCAAUCCAUAUCGCCCUUGGGGGCAGCUCCACUUUAUAUGGCCGUCUACAAGGCCACAGUGGAGGUGUAUCCUGGCGUCUUCAACUUCAUUAGCGUGGGACUCUACUCCAUGUGCUAUAUCAUGUCGGCAGCGGUCUUUGGAAUUCAAAAAUCAAUGGUUGGCACUGGUGUGUACCAGGUUUUAUAAACUUAAUCUUAAUCUUAAGUCAUAAAUAUUCCAUCACGAACAACUUUAAUGUGUAAUAUAUCGCUGGAUAACAAAAAUUGUAAAUCGGUUGUAAGUAUUAUUGUAAAUAUUUGUAAAUCAAUUAGGCUUAAAUGUGUAAAGAGUAGGUACGUCAAUCCCAAAGUCUAAAUUAGAUUGUAAUUAAUACUGCCUAACCAAAGACAAAUGUCUCAUGUAUUUACUUUUAUUGUAUAUAUGCGUAAAUGAGUAAAAAGUUGCUGAAAUCAAA
Drosophila ananassae is the source of this 1929-nucleotide messenger RNA. Its product is annotated as proton-coupled folate transporter. Gene Ontology annotation, molecular function: transmembrane transporter activity. Lineage: Eukaryota; Metazoa; Arthropoda; Insecta; Diptera; Drosophilidae. Gene Ontology annotation, biological process: transmembrane transport. Gene Ontology annotation, cellular component: membrane. The transcript has 9 exons. Bases 183 to 1661 code for a protein of 492 amino acids. The record is from RefSeq and is a predicted model, not a curated record.